Molecule: messenger RNA, 636 nt
Organism: Trichomonas vaginalis G3
Lineage: Eukaryota; Parabasalia; Trichomonadida; Trichomonadidae
Exons: 1
Coding region: 1-636 (211 amino acids)
Source: RefSeq, a predicted model, not a curated record
AUGAGCGAAAGCCCUGUCCUCCAAAAAGAUUCAGUUAAUGAAUUAAAUACAGUAAUCGAGGAAAUAGGAACUAUUAAGGGAUUUAUUCAAUGGGAAACCAAAUUUCACGAUUUAAUUGGCAAUGAAACCAAGCAAGAGCUUUUAAUGAUUUUAAAUAAUUUUGAAACCGAAUUUAGAGAAAAAUGUUUGAAAAAGCACGACGACAAAAAGCUAGAAUUCGUAGUAGAUACAAAAGUUUCAGAUAUCAUUAAUAGCGAAGCUUUAUUAAACUUAAUGUUCAAUGAUGACUCCGAAUGGAAUAAAUUUAAGAAGAUUUUCACAGCUAGACUCUUUAAAGACAGACUGAAAGUUUUAUGCGACAAAAUCAACAAAUUUUAUCCAGUUAAAGAAGAUGAUUUGGGAGCAUUUAUUGUUUUACUUGAAGAAUCAAUUAAUGAAUUAGAAACAGAUAAGUUAGUUUUCAACUUUCAUAUCCAGAUCAACAAAUUCAUCGGUCUCUUCGAAAAUGACGAGAAGAUUCGAACAGAAAUUGCCAAUAUCAUGUACAUUGCAUCAUUUAUCGAUUUUAUCAAUCAAUUCCAGCUUGGUGCUAUCGAAAGGAUCGAUUCAAUACUCUGCAAGUACAUAGAUCAGUAA